Messenger RNA from Paramuricea clavata, 3823 nucleotides. Lineage: Eukaryota; Metazoa; Cnidaria; Anthozoa; Malacalcyonacea; Plexauridae. The record is from the annotation of a GenBank genome assembly.
AUGGCCGACGAAAAUGGUAGGGAAAACUCAAUAUUACUUUUAAAUGUUUCAAUUUUUCUACUUUAAAUACUUCUUUACGUCUAAGUAACAAUAAAAACUUUCUUAUGUUAUCUGAAGUUUGUAUAUAUUCAUUUAGGUAUUCUUUGAGUGUAAUUUUCAAUGUUUUUCGGCAUAUUUUUUGUAGAUGAGAAAAAAUCACGUGCCGUAGUUUCGUUCAUAUCGGUUGGUGUAGUGUUGGUUAUUGGCCUUCCUGUUUGGUGGAAUACAACUAAAGUGUACAGAGCAACACUCCCGCAAGCUGAUAUACAAGAGUUACCAAAUGUAAAGGUAUAAGAGAAUUAAAAGUCACUCAUUUUAACACUUUGAAAUGGCUGGGCACUGACCAGACUGCAGAGUACGGCAAGUGCACACCCGAGAUUUUUUUUGGCCAAUGGUAUUGCACACUUAAACAUAUUUCAAAUAUUUUCCAGUUUUGUCAGGCAUUAAAAUAAGGACUUCUAAGACAAGUGUAAUAUAACAACCAUGCACCUGAAAAUCGGGAACGCUGAUUCAUGGGCACAAAUGAAAAAUGUCCAUUAAAGUUUUGAAUUUCUACAGCAGAGUUUUGCGAUCAUCAGGUUGUUAUGAUUAAACAAAACCGUAUAGCAUGUAAGCAUGGGCACAAGAGAACUUUUAAUUGGUCCGAUUUCCUCGAGGCGCCACCAUGGUUGGCGCCGAGCGGAAAAUUUUUGAAAUUUGGAGUCCCUACAUUGUCGGAAAUGGUAUUUUCGAGUGCACACUUUUCCAUUUACAACUCAAUUACAAGGACAUGCACAUUUUCCUUUUACAGGACACAAAGUGUGUCAAAAACACGUUAUUUUGUACGUGUUCAUAAUGACUUUUAACUCCGAUCGAAAUAUAUAUUCUUGUUUGUUCGUCAGAAUUUGGACCACGUUUUGUUUUCCUGAGAGGCAGAAAUUUUAGUUAUUUGUACAAAUAAACAAUCAUUGUUUAAUAUCAUUAAAACAUGUAGCUAUUUACAAGUGCACACUUGACUACGUCAACUGAGGAUUGCACACUUGCACACCUGAAUUUUUGUCUUGCACACCCGAGAUCUCGUCGAAAACUGCCAUACUCUGCAGUCUGGGGCACUGACUGUUUUUGUUUAAUGUAUAUUUAAUAAUUAUAGGUGAAGAUUAAGGUUGCUUUGACAGUAAUUUUUGAGCGAGAUGAACAAAGACAGGAGGAUUUCUUGGACAUCUUGUCUGAUAAAUUAAACAUCAAUGACACAGGUCUGUAAACAGAAUUUAAGCCUUCCAAAUCUAUUCUAGAAUCGGCUAUUACAUUUAAAAACCAACCCCCCUGUCGAGAACCUCUGCUUUUGGGGAUUUUUACCCCUCUGGAAUGCAAAAAAAUCUGUGUAAUUGACCCCUCUGGAAGAGAUUUGAACCCCCUCUGGAAGUGCAUUUUUGCUUUUUAACCCCUCUGGAAAGAGCAUUUUUCUUCCAUUUUUCCCAAUUACGCCUCUGGAAAAAAUGACUAAUUUCCCCCUUGGAAAAUGAAGUCCUCGAUGAAAGUGCGAAUUGAUAGAAAUGUAAUAGCCCAAUUAAGAAUGUUUGAACGAUGUUUAAUAGAUUACUCUUAAAUUUAUCCUCAGUUUGACUGACAACAUCUGAAAUAUUUUAGAUGAUGAAAAUAAUCCUGUACACAUCACUUUCAAAGUGAAUACCAGAGAAUCAAAUGCAGAAGAAAAACAACUGUUUACAUCAGUUAAUAAUUUAGAAAGUAAGAAAUAAAUAUUUUAUGACAAUCAAAUGUUGUUUUACAUAGCACAAGCCAUUCUCUUAUCAUAAUCAUAUUAUCGAUAUCUAUGUGUGAAUGAUCAUUACAAAAUAAUUUCUAAAUGUAUAACCCAUUGAGUGGCAGCACUCUUCCCUUGACAAUUAGUAAAAUCAUCUGGCAUUAGACAGAGUAAAAUUAUAGUAAAGUAGGGUGUCUCUGGGUGCAAUGCAAUUUCAUGGGUUAAACCGAUACAUUUAUCAGCAAUGUUACAGUGAAAAUACAAAAAGUGUCCCACUUCCGCUUCUGUAGUUUGUUGUGAUUUACUGUAAUUUGUUCUGUUUUUCUGUAGCGAUUACCGAUUUAUCGGCAAAUACUGCAAUAAAAUUUAAAUUUCGUUCCUUUUAUGCAAUGAAACUAACGAAAAAUGUAUUAUUUCCCUUUGCUACAAAUUCUCAUAUUUAAAAAUAGAAAAAACUAAGUUUUAUCGCGGUAUUUGCCGAUAAAUCGGUAAUCGCUACAGAAAAACAGAACAAAUUACAGUAAAUCACAACAAACUGCGGAAGUGGGACACUUUUUGUAUUUUCACUGCAAUAAUUACAGUAGUUUAUGACUGUUGAUUUGUAUUAUUUUAGAUUUGGAUGAUAGCUUACAAGAGUUGUGGAAACCAGAUAUUGGAACAGUGGAGUAUAGAUUGAUUGUUUUAUCACAGCAAGGAGAGUUGUCAAAGUUGGCACAAUGCUUUGUUGGAAAAUAUCGACAUGCUAUAGUUCUGUAUGAUGAAAGUAAGUCCAAUAACAUGCUGUGUAGAAAAAUUAAUGGUAACUGAUUUCACCAUCACCACCAUCAUUACUGUUAUUACCACCAUAUCUACAAUCACCAUUGUUACCAUCAUUACCAUCAUCACCACCAUCAUUAUCACCAUGGCACCAUCCUCACUGCCACCAUUAUCACCAUUAUCAUCGUUACCAUCACCAUUGUUACCAUCACCAUCAACAUGGCACCACCAGUCCUCACUGUCACCAUCAAUCCUCACUGUCACCAUCAAUCCUCACUGUCACCAUCAAUCAACAUUAUCAUCAUUGAAACCAUCGUUACCAUCACCAUUGUUACCAUCACCAUCAACAUGGUACCACCAUCCUCACUGUCACCAUCAUCAUCAUUACCACCAUUGUUACCAUCACCAUCGUUACCAUCACCAUUGUUACCAUCAACAUGGUACCACCAUCCUCACUGUCACCACCAUCAUCACCACCAUCAUUACCACCAUUGUUACCAUCACCAUUGUUACCAUCAACAUGGUACCACCAUCCUCACUGUCACCACCAUCAUCACCAUCAUCAUUACCACCAUUGUUACCAUCACCAUUGUUACCAUCAACAUGGUACCACCAUCCUCACUGUCACCAUCAUCAUCACCAUCAUCAUUACCACCAUUGUUACCAUCACCAUUGUUACCAUCAACAUGGUACCACCAUCCUCACUGUCACCAUCAUCAUCACCAUCAUCAUUACCACCAUUGUUACCAUCACCAUUGUUACCAUCAACAUGGUACCACCAUCCUCACUGUCACCAUCAUCAUCACCAUCAUCAUUACCACCAUUGUUACCAUCACCAUUGUUACCAUCAACAUGGUACCACCAUCCUCACUGUCACCAUCAUCAUCACCAUCAUCAUUACCACCAUUGUUACCAUCACCAUUGUUACCAUCAACAUGGUACCACCAUCCUCACUGUCACCAUCAUCAUCACCAUCAUCAUUACCACCAUUGUUACCAUCACCAUUGUUACCAUCAACAUGGUACCACCAUCCUCACUGUCACCAUCAUCAUCAUCAUCAUUACCACCAUUGUUACCAUCACCAUUGUUACCAUCAACAUGGUACCACCAUCCUCACUGUCACCAUCAUCAUCAUCAUUACUCAUUACCACCAUUGUUACCAUCACCAUUGUUACCAUCAACAUGGUACCACCAUCCUCACUGUCACCAUCAUCAUCAUCAUCAAUAAAUCAGUUCAUCAAUACAAUCAGUGUCAUCAAUACAAUCAGUUCAUCAAUACAAUCAUGA